AUGCUGCCGCUCUGGGGGCCACUGCUGUGCUGGGCACUGCUGCCCCAUGCCCAGGGGAAGGUCCACGGGCCGCUCUUCCUGCGGGUCUCCAAGAAUCAGCUGCAAACAGACAUCUCAGGCCUGUUUGCAGAGCACCAGAUCCUGAGCCGCGUAGUCAGGAUGCCGGUGACGGCGGCCCCCGGUGAAGGGGUGGCUGUCCUGGACCACCUGCCCUUUGUCAGCAAAGGCCUGUCCAAGAAGAGCGGUGGGCUGGCCCUGUCGCUGGCCGGGGACCUGCUCUCGGGGAAGAGCCUCCCGCUGCAGGCGGGCCGGUUGGUCAUAGAAGAUGCCAAGGGACCCGAGGUCUCCCUGCAGAUCCUGAGCGACAGCCUCCUGCAGGUCACGUUGCGCUGCAAGCUGUACCUCUCGCUCCAGGGGGUCCUGUGGCUCAGAGUCAUCAAGAACAUUCGCGUCGGAGUGCGGCUGGAGCAGACGGGGAACUCCACCGGGGUGGCCGUAGAGGAGUGCCACACCCCGCCAGGGAGCCUGGGCCUACGGAUCCUGGAGAGGACAGACUCCCUCCUGGCGAACAGACCUCUGGAGUUGGUGGCCGGGGUCCUGGACCACUCCUUGCCCUUCCUCCUGCAGCAGAUAGUGAGUGUGCCCCCGGCCUCGGCCCUGCUCAGCUCCCUGCUGGAAGGCCUGCUGGACUCCGUCCUCCCCCCGUCCACCUCGGGCCCAGACGACUUCCAGUACUACGUCACCACCACCGAGUUCACGGAGGAUGCCAUCCUGAUGAGAGUCCAGCUUGUGACCCCCUGUGGCCCAGGCCAGAGGACCCCAAGGCCUGAGUACCUGCCCCCGGAACCCCUCCCGAGAUUAGCCCCCGGCAGCGUGGCAGACCUGGUCUUUUGGCUGGAACUCUACAAUGACAUCCUGUCCUGCCUCUACGUGAGCCAGGAAGUUCACGUGGCCCCCCAGGACCCCGCGGCUGCUGACCUCGUCCUGCUGCUGUCGCUGGGGGAGCUGGAGGCCCGGCCCACGGCUUCUAACCGGUCCAGAGGGAGCGUGGGACUGACCAUCAGCACUCCGGAUCCUCCCACCAUCCGCCUGGAUGGCCACACAGCCGCGGCCGUCCAGCGGGGCUCCCUGGUGCUGCGGGGGCCCAGCAGCACGGCCCUGGCCUCCGUCUCCUGGAAACUCCUUUCGAAGGCUGCAUUUUCCUGGAGAAAUCAGGAAUUAAAACUCCAGCUUCUUCCCAGCAGGGCCGAGGUCACCCUGGGCCCUCAGCCCACUGUUCUCAAGGAGCAGGAGGAGUGGCUGAAGGCUCUUCUCUCCCGGCUUCUGCAGAGGAGGCUCCUGCCCCAUCACAACGGACUGCAGAGUAAAGGAGCAGGUGGAGGCGCCAGUGCCUGCCAGACUGAGACCUGGUGGCCAGGGAAGGCUCUGGCCCGAGCGAUGACACCUGUAUCUGAGAAGGGGCCGCCUGGGGGCCGCGGAGGGCAGCCAGGGAAGCCCAGGGAGGCAGCCAGAGGGUGCAGGGAACGGGGUGAGCCCGCGAGAGCUUCUCUGAAGCGUGCCCGCCGGGCAGGGCAGGGCCAGAGCCCCGGGGACGUCUGGAGGGCUGACCGCAAGCAGCGCCCAGGGCGGAGCGGCGGGGCCUCGGCAAGGUCUGAGGGCAGAGGGAGGCCACGGCGGCCUCCGCUGCCUCCCACCCCGCCGCCUGGUGAGGACAGUCGGCCAGCGGCACACGCGCCUCCCCUGGGCCGGGUGGGCUGGAGAGCGGCAGCGGGGCCAGCGGGGCCUCGAGCUCGAUGGACUGGCCAAACCGCCAUGGCGGAGACUGAAGUCCCGCGUGCGGGCUGCUCGCGAACCGAAGCCCGCCCGGGGCCGCCUGCCCUCCGCGCUCUGGGCGGCGUCGGAUCCCUGUCUGGGGCUGGCCGCCUGCCGCUCCUGGCCUUUGGGGAGCAGCGUUUUCGGCCAUCCCCGUCCGUAGAGGCUGGAGAGACGCCUGGACGCGGUGCGGCUCCAGGGGCAGCGCCCGCCCAGCGCGCCCAGGGCCCUCCACCCGCACCGCGGGGAGGACACGCCAGGAGAUCGCGGUCCCAGUUCCUGACCGUCCCUCGGCCGGGCCUCGGCCCCGGGCAGAGCCGCACCCGGGACUGGCCGGCCGGGCUGCUCGGGCCGCCUGACGGGUGGAGAUGGGGAGGCCGGGCCUCCGCCUGCCCCACGCACCCCUCCGCCUGCCCCACGCACCCCUCCGCCGCCCCACGCACCCCUCCGCCUGCCCCACGCACCCCUCCGCUGCCCCACGCACCCCUCCGCCUGCCCCACGCACCCCUCCGCUGCCCCACGCACCCCUCCGCUGCCCCACGCACCCCUCCGCCUGCCCCACGCACCCCUCCGCUGCCCCUUGCAGAGCAGCUCAGAGGACACGGCCUCCCGCUGCCCAGCAUCAGCGGCAUCUCCUUCGACCAGGCCCGCGGGGACCUGUCCCAGGACUAUCUGCUGCUGACCGUUCCGGAGUAG
Molecule: messenger RNA, 2508 nt
Organism: Sciurus carolinensis (gray squirrel)
Lineage: Eukaryota; Metazoa; Chordata; Mammalia; Rodentia; Sciuridae
Product: gametogenetin-like
Exons: 15
Coding region: 1-2508 (835 amino acids)
Source: RefSeq, a predicted model, not a curated record